AAACAGUACAAGUCAAGUCAUUUUAACGAGCCCUUUAAAGUCUCAUAGAGAAGGAGUAUCGAUAUAUUUCAUCUACAAAUCGAGAAAAGCUCGGUUGUCCACUGUUGUUUGCCAAGUCUCCACUAUCGGGGACUUGACUCAGCAGUCACUCACAAUGCCACUGAAUGAUGAACGUCCCACUUCCACGUCAACGGUGGCCAGUGAGGAGCAGAGCAGCGACACCGAGUCGUCGGGAAGGUGCGACAGUUUGACCUCGUCCAGCGACGUGGACUUUUCUCGCCAGAGCUUCACCAGCGAUUCGUCCAGCAAACACAACUCUCCUUCCUGCAGCCCACCAAAACCAGUAACGCUUGACGAGGUCAUGGCCUCGGCCCGGGACCUUUCUAAUCUGAGCCUGGCUCAUGAGAUCGUAGUCAACCGAAACUUCCACAUUGAGCCUCCAGAUCUACCUCAAAACAGCCUUCAUAAGAUGGUUAAGGACAUGGUGCACAAGGCCUUCUGGGACUCUCUUGAAUCUGAGCUGAACGAUGACCCCCCUGAGUAUGAUCACGCCAUCAAACUACUGGAAGAGAUCAGAGAUAUCCUACUGUCCUUCCUCAACCCCGGGGCCAACCGCCUGCGUACUCAGAUUAUGGAGGUUCUAGACAUGGACCUGAUCCGCCAACAGGCUGCCAACAAUGUAGUUGAUAUCCAGGGCCUUGAGUCUUACAUCAUCAAUACUAUGGGCAAGUUCUGCGCGCCGGUCCGAGACGAUGAAAUCAAGAAGCUUAAGGAGAACUCAAGCGACGUUGUGAAACUGUUCAAGGAGAUCUUCCGGGUGCUGGACCUGAUGAAAAUGGACAUGGUGAAUUUUACCAUCCAGAGCCUAAGGCCAGAGCUUCAGAGGCAGUCGGUAGAGUAUGAGAGAGCCAAGUUUCAGAGCAUUCUGGAAAGAACUCCCAAUGCUUUGGACCACACAACUGAGUGGAUCAGAUCCUCAAUAGAGGAGGCCACUCGAGUCAUGCCACCAACACAGAAGAGCAGCAAACCCUUACCAGGGCCCACACUGGUGCUAGAUACUGCCUACAUAAGUCUUCUGACCUGGGACGAGAACAAGGGCCCUCUGCCUGAGACUAUAAUCACAGACGAAUCGAGGUUGCAGGAGAUGCAGCGCUCUCUUCAGCUGUAUCAAAAAGUUGCGUCUGUUCUGCUGAUAGUCUACAGCUCAAUAGGAGGAGCCGUGUCGGGCCUGCCCGCUCUUGUCGAGCGACUUAAGAAGAUGACAGCAGUGCUGCUGGAGGGCAUGCAUAGAGCAGACUUCAACCUGAAUGAAGCUCUUAGUAACGUCAGCGCUCAGAUCUGCUCUGAGGUCAGCAAGUCUUUGGCUGAAAGAAACCUCCCAGCCCUCUCGACUGAACUGCAGGCAACUCUAAAGGGCCAGAUCUGUGACAUCACCCAGGAAAACAACCCAAUACGCACUCUUGUUGAGGGAAGGGUAAAGAUCUACUUCAGGGUGGUCCUUUCCUCUACCAACUCUCACAGGACACCCCCUCCCGUACCGCCAGGCUUGGGUCUGAUCCAGCAGGAGCUCAUGGGACUGGGGGUCAGUUUUGUCAACCUAGUCAACUUCAACAAAAAGGUUUACGGUCCUUUCUACGCAAGCAUCCUGAAGAAUCUACUUUUUAUCAACACGCAAGAACCAACUCUGCAAAAUGGGAUCACACAGGGUUCAGCCAGCAGCCCACUGGAGUCCAAAUAGACAAGGAUGCUUGUUCUGUUCCCCGUUAUCAUACCCAGACGUGUUUCCAAGGGAGUUCUUUGAUGAUUGAUUCUAGGGAUUCACUCUUGCACAAAGAAGACUGAAGAAACUAAAAAAAAAAAUUAAAAAAAUUAAGAACAAUUAUGUGGUAUGGUGCUUAAAAUGAAAAAGUAUGGAUUUUCGUUCUUUAUGAUGCUACAAACAAACUAUGUUGUUUUCCAAGUAAAUUUUUUUUGCAUAUCUCUAACUGUAGUUUUAACUUGACAGUAUUACUGCAAUAGAAAUACAGUCGUUACAUAUUAUUUAGGUGCAAGACAUAUAUAUAUAUAUAUAUAUAUAUGAAUACAGCUGUUAAAGACAUAGCCAAAUGAACCCAAUGUAUUUACAUAGACAAUUUACAUACAUUUGAGAAUGUGCAUUUAUUAUAUCCGUUUAGAGAUACCUGUGUAUGUUGUAUCCCAUUUCCAGAUUCUACGACAGUAAAAAUAUGUUUGGAGCAUUUUAAAAUCCAUUGGUGACUAAGUGAAAUUAUACUUUGUGUUUGGUACACAUUUUUUGAAAGUAUUGUAUUACAGUUGCUAACUGUAUUUAUAUUUGAAAAAAAAUUUUUUUGAAAUGGAAGAAACUUGAAAUUACUUAAAGAGGGAGAAUCAAGAACUCUGACAAGAAUAUUUGAACAAUAGUUAAAUUGAACAUUUUUGGUCCUGGUAGUGUCAUUUAAUAUAAUUAUGACUGCAUGAUUAUUUGUUUUCCUUUUUUUCCCUUUUAGACAUCAACAUUUGGAUUAGUUUUGUAUGUCAUUGUGCUUUGGUUACAAGCAUGUUUAUUUUAUUAAUAAAACUUUUAAGGGGAUUGUCUUAUAUAAUGUUAUAUAAUUAAAUUGUUGAUAGCUUUACUUUACCUAUUAUCAAGAACCUUGUAUUGCUUGGGAUUUCUUUUUCUUUCUUUUUUUUGUGACAAAGUGAAUGAAUGACAUUUUUGUGUGAAAAGCCAUUUUCAUAAAAACAUGACAGACCUUCAAUUUAACAAUUUUGAAAAAUGUAUUGUUUUCCAGAUGUAUGUAAGAACCUUAUAAGAACAAAACAAUAUAUGUAGUGUGACAAGCACUAAAAAAAUAUAAUAAAAUAAAGUGUGAAAACUUA
Molecule: messenger RNA, 2880 nt
Organism: Pimephales promelas (fathead minnow)
Lineage: Eukaryota; Metazoa; Chordata; Actinopteri; Cypriniformes; Leuciscidae
Gene: tcp11l2
Product: t-complex 11, testis-specific-like 2
Biological process (GO): signal transduction
Source: RefSeq, a predicted model, not a curated record